Pistacia vera is the source of this 1185-nucleotide messenger RNA. RefSeq names its product nucleolar protein 10-like. Lineage: Eukaryota; Viridiplantae; Streptophyta; Magnoliopsida; Sapindales; Anacardiaceae. The transcript is spliced from 11 exons. Gene Ontology annotation, biological process: maturation of SSU-rRNA from tricistronic rRNA transcript (SSU-rRNA, 5.8S rRNA, LSU-rRNA). Gene Ontology annotation, cellular component: 90S preribosome; small-subunit processome; nucleolus. Gene Ontology annotation, molecular function: protein binding. The record is from RefSeq and is a predicted model, not a curated record.
GCUGAUGACUAUUCAAAGCUUGCAUUUUUAUGUGCUGAUCAUUCUGUUUGUCUACGUGCAAAAUACGGAAAGCGCUAUACUUUGUGGAUUCCCAGGAUGGGAAGGGAUAUGGCGUAUGAUUGCUGGUCUUGUCACUUGCUUUGUGCUGCUUCAUCUCCAGAUUUAUAUAGAAUUAAUUUAGAGCAGAGUCAAUUUCUCUCAUCUCUGAAUACACAGUCAUUGGCACUAAAUGUUGUUUCUCUAAGCAAACUUCAUGGGCUAGUUGCUUGUGGUGGGGAAGAUGGUGCCGUGGAAUGUUUUGACAUGAGAAUGAGAUCCUCAGUUGGUAGAAUUAAUGCUAUUGCACCUGCUGGUGAUAUUGACCAGAUUACAGCAUUGGAGUUUGACACAAAUGGGGGUUUCCAAAUGGGAGUUGGAAGUAGCAUGGGGAAGGUGUUGCUUUAUGAUUUGGGAUCCUCAUAUCCUAUACGAAUCAAGGAUCACAUGUAUGGGAGUCCAAUAUUGGAUAUUAAGUGGCAUCAUAGUCUUAACACGGAGCGACCAAAGUUAAUUACAACAGACAAUCAUGUUGUCAGAAUAUGGGACCUGAGACAGUAAGAUGGAGAAGGCAGGACCCCGAUUGAACCAUCAGGUGGAAAGAUAAAUGAUGUAUGUUUGUUCAAAGACAGCGGGUUGGUGUUGCUGGCUUUAGAUAGCAGCCAGAUACCAGCUUACUUCAUACCUGAUUUGGGACCUAGUCCCAAAUGGUUUGCUCCAAUGGAAAACAUGACGGAAGAGGUAGAGGAAGCUGGACAAACAACCAUAUAUGAUAACUACAAAUUUUUGACUAGAGAAGAUCUUGAAAAGUUGAAUUUGACCAGUCUGAUUGGCACCAAUCUUCUAAGAGUUUACAUGCAUGGCUUCUUUAUUGAUUAUCGACUAUAUAAGAAGGCAAAGGCAACAGCAGAUCCUUUUGCGCAUGAAACCUAUAAAGAGGAGCAGAAACAAAAACGUGCAUCUAGAAUUACGCUUAAAAGGAAAUUACCCAAGGUUAACUGUGGUCUUGCAGCUCGUAUCCUUGAAAACGAAAGUAAAGAUGUUGACGACAACGAGUCUAAGAAGAAAUCCAAGAAGAAGAAAGGCCUUGGCAGUGGUGUUUUCAAAGAUGAACGAUUUGCAGCAAUCUUUGAAAAUAAGGUAUCAUAA